This is a messenger RNA of Staurois parvus, 273 nucleotides long. Lineage: Eukaryota; Metazoa; Chordata; Amphibia; Anura; Ranidae. The record is from the annotation of a GenBank genome assembly.
GGAUUAGUAUGGAGUAGUUGGCCAUUGGUUGGGAUGAGUAUGGAGUAGUGGCCAUUGGUUGGGAUUAGUAUGGAGUAGUUGGCCAUUGGUUAGGAGGAGUAUGGAGUAGUGGCCAUUGGUUGGGAUGAGUACGGAGUAGUUGGCCAUUGGUUGGGAUGAGUACGGAUGGCCAUUGGUUGGGAUGAGUAUGGAGUAGUGGCCAUUGGUUGGGAUGAGUAUGGAGUAGUGUCCAUUGGUUGGGAUGAGUAUGGAGUAGUGGCCAUUGGUUGGGAU